AUGGACAGGCAGACAGACAAGGCCAGAGUUCCCACUAUGGUCAGGCAGACAGGCAAGGCCAGAGUUCUCACUAUGACAGACAGACAAGGCCAGAGUUAUCAUUAUGGUCAGGCAGACAGACAAGGCCAGAGUUCCCACUAUGGUCAGGCAGACAGACAAGGCCAGAGUUCCCACUAUGGUCAGGCAGACAGACAAGGCCAGAGUUCCCACUAUGGUCAGGCAGACAGACAAGGCCAGAGUUCCCACUAUGGUCAGGCAGACAGACAAGGCCAGAGUUCCCACUAUGGUCAGGCAGACAGACAAGGCCAGAGUUCCCACUAUGGUCAGGCAGACAGACAAGGCCAGAGUUCCCACUAUGGUCAGGCAGACAGGCAAGGCCAGAGUUCUCACUAUGGUCAGGCAGACAGACAAGGCCAGAGUUCCCACUAUGGUCAGGCAGACAGGCAAGGCCAGAGUUCUCACUAUGGUCAGGCAGACAGACAAGGCCAGAGUUCCCACUAUGGUCAGGCAGACAGGCAAGGCCAGAGUUCUCACUAUGGUCAGGCAGACAGACAAGGCCAGAGUUCCCACUAUGGUCAGGCAGACAGGCAAGGCCAGAGUUCUCACUAUGGUCAGGCAGACAGACAAGGCCAGAGUUCCCACUAUGGUCAGGCAGACAGGCAAGGCCAGAGUUCUCACUAUGGUCAGGCAGACAGACAAGGCCAGAGUUCCCACUAUGGUCAGGCAGACAGGCAAGGCCAGAGUUCUCACUAUGGUCAGGCAGACAGACAAGGCCAGAGUUCCCACUAUGGUCAGGCAGACAGGCAAGGCCAGAGUUCUCACUAUGGUCAGGCAGACAGACAAGGCCAGAGUUCCCACUAUGGUCAGGCAGACAGACAAGGCCAGAGUUCCCACUAUGGUCAGGCAGACAGACAAGGCCAGAGUUCCCACUAUGGUCAGUCAGACAGACAAGGCCAGAGUUCCCACUAUGGUCAGGCAGACAGGCAAGGCCAGAGUUCUCAAUGCAGUCAGUCAGAACCUGGGGAAACAGGGCAAAAUAGGUGCUUCCAAGGGAAUGAGCGAACAAGCAGAGGCUCAUAUGUUGAGCAAUCAGGAAGUUCAGGGAGACCCAGUCAACAGACUCAAGGACAAAAAGUGAACCAAAAUCAGGGACAGAGAUUUCAGUCUAGGCUAGAGCAGCAGAACAGUCACCAGGCAUGGGAGCCUGAGGAGGAUUGCCAACACCACCAACACAAACUCGUAGCACAAAUUCAGCAAGAAAGGCCACACUCUCACAAAGGGAGUGAUAGGCAGGGUCACAGAGAGGCCCAGACCAAGGAGAGUCAUGGUGAGAGACAGAGCCACCAGGUAGAGGAAGAGAAGGGUCACCAAAUCAGGGGUAGACAUGGUCAUGAGGGUCAGGAAACUCCAUGUGAGACACGGGACAGGCAAACCCACGAAGAGGAACAAAGCCAUCAGACACGGGGCAGGAAAACCCAUGAAGAUGUGCAGAACCGCCAGAGACAAGACAGGCAACCUCAUGAAGAAGAUCAAAACUGUCAGCAAACCCAUGAGAAGAAAGAGAAAUAUCAAGGGUCCCAGGAUCGACAAUCCCAUGGAACCCAGCGAGGCAGUGCUAACAGAGAAAAAUUCCACAUGAAUGAGGAUGACCAGAGCCAAGGCUCCCAGGGAAGACACAGUGACCUGGCCUUCCAUCCAACCCAGAGCAGGGGGAGGCCCCAAAGAAGAGAAGAGGGUGGAAGUCACCCUACCAAGGCAGCGAUUGCUCCCAACCCCCUCUAUGACUAUCUACAAGAGCAGAAAGAGCAUUGGCACUAGGCCUUAUUGCACAACAGAGCCACUGCCAAAGAAGAAAUCUACAGGUCAAGUUCAUAUUUACUUCUGUUUAAGACAUUGAAAAUGUAUGUCUUCCUUCUCUCCUCUACUUUCUAUCUACUUGCAAGGAUGCUUUUGAGGAUUAGCAUUUACUUUUAGGGCAUGUCAGUUCUUUGAGCAGCAAAUCCAGGGUGUUCUGGCGGGGUGAAAUCUGAGUGGUAAAUUGGGUGAAAUAAUCAGAUCCCAAUUUUUAUUAGCUUGGGGAUUUAAAUCAUUUCCUGGUUUGCCCUCCAUGUACAUAGGGCAUGGUUGGGUCACUGAAAGGUCGAAACUUCUCCCAAAAUUCAGAAACAGGAAAGGUAUUCAGAAGAUACCCAUCACAAACUGAGAAGAGGCUAUCUGGGCUUCAGUGAGCUUUGGCUCCUGUGGAUGAAACAUCAGGAAUUUCAAGCCUCAUAGUCUACACUUAAAUGAAACACAGUGAGAGGCUGCUAGGAGAGUCAGAGACCACAGAGGACAUCUCUGAUUCACAACACCUCCAGCGCCCAGGCUCCUAAUCUACAUCAGAGGGACUGUCCUGGCUCAUAGCACUAAAGCUGACUAGACUGGUUUUAGCUCAAUGUCUUUCUAGUUUCUGAUCAUAUUAAAUAGAGAGGAAGCAAAUGUCAUCUGUUUUCAGAUCCUAACGAACCAAAAUUGUUGACCCAAAGAUACUGGGGCCUGAAAACCCUUCAGAAGAAAAUCUAUGGAAUUGUAUUUAAAUGCCCAAUAAAUAAUUGGUGAGCAAUGA
This is a messenger RNA of Myotis brandtii (Brandt's bat), 2605 nucleotides long. Its product is annotated as repetin-like. The coding region runs from base 1 to 1818 and encodes 605 amino acids. Gene Ontology annotation, cellular component: cornified envelope. Lineage: Eukaryota; Metazoa; Chordata; Mammalia; Chiroptera; Vespertilionidae. The transcript is spliced from 2 exons. The record is from RefSeq and is a predicted model, not a curated record.